This is a messenger RNA of Papilio machaon (common yellow swallowtail), 423 nucleotides long. RefSeq lists its product as uncharacterized. NCBI's taxonomy places the organism in Eukaryota, Metazoa, Arthropoda, Insecta, Lepidoptera, Papilionidae. The record is from RefSeq and is a predicted model, not a curated record. The transcript has a single exon. Bases 1 to 423 code for a protein of 140 amino acids.
AUGGCCCCCAGUGUCUCGAUCCUGCAGGCGAAUGGCGCUCCGGCCGUAACGCCGGACCGUCCUUUGCCGGGAGAGGGUCCACGGUGGAAGGUGUCCACCCUGGACCCAGAGCUGGCCAAGGAGGCGGCCAUUGUGGAGAGGUGGGGCGCCAAUGGCACGUUAGACGGCCUGGACACAGACGCGAGGUGCGAGCGGCUAGCUGGAGCACUAACUCGCGUCUGCGACGCGGCGAUGCGACGCGCAGGUCCGGCCCUCCCGCGAACGCGGGUGUACUGGUGGAGACCUCACCUGGCCGGUCUUCGUACGGCUUGCCAGGUGGCACGCCGCACGUACACCCGCAGCCGCAGAAGAAGCAGGAGGGACCUGGACCAAGAGGCGCUGCUGCUCGCCGCGUACCGGGCCGCUCGUGCGGCGCUGACCUAG